AUGGGUUCAAUCUUCGAGAAAGCGUCUUCCGCAGAGCUACGUGCAUUGUGCCAAGCUGUUUCUUUGUCAGCAGCCCUCGACGUAGAUCUGCCGUUUUCAAAGAUCGUCGAAUAUGCAGAAGACGACAUUUCCCAAGCAACACGGCGUCUAGUCGAUUUAUACAACGAAUCCAUUGGUGUACACGAGUCGCUUGAUUCCCCUGAUCAAGUGAUUACUUCGCUUGCAGCAAUCGACCAACGUAUUUCUCUGGUUGAGACAUACCCUUCGUGCCUUCUUAAAAAUAUCCAAAACUCUCCCAAGAUCUCGACCAUCGAGUACAUCGACAAGGUUGGCCAAUACUUGGGCCCAUGUAGGUCCAAAGAGACCAACGACAAUACAUACACAUUGAGAAGGGUUGUUAUUACGGCGGCGAUCCAUGGAGAGCUGGGUUUUCGGUUGCCAAACGAGUUCCCAACUGUGCAGAGUAUCGACAAAUUUAUCAGCUUACUCCAAGGCACUGAGAUUACCAUCCACAAGUGGUAUACCUGCAAUCCAGACUGCAAAAUCGAGUUCCGUGAAUCAAGGGCAUUAAGUCGCGAGGGUCACUUUCCAUUUGAAGUCACCCCUCCUGAGUUAUCCAAGCCAUGCCCGGACUGUACAUGCCGGCGCUCGUUUCCCCCUUUCAAGCAGUGUUUGUUCACACGUGGACCAUCAUAUAGCUGGCGCAAAGAUGGAACUGGCAUUUUCCAGCUAUGUGACUACAAAAUCAAACUAAAUGAUCCCAGGCUCCGUACUGGAGUGCGGUUUCAGGAGAAUGAAGGGCCAUGGAAAAGUUACCUUCGCUGGAAAAACAAUCGCAUCGGAAGUUAUCAGACAAGAAUGUCAUCUCAGAAUGGCGAUUUUGAUUAG
This is a messenger RNA of Fusarium mangiferae, 888 nucleotides long. RefSeq lists its product as uncharacterized. Lineage: Eukaryota; Fungi; Ascomycota; Sordariomycetes; Hypocreales; Nectriaceae. The coding region runs from base 1 to 888 and encodes 295 amino acids. The record is from RefSeq and is a predicted model, not a curated record. The transcript has 2 exons.